GAGUUCACACUCUGAGCGGAGCAGGACAGAGAAGCAGCGGUACAGUAGAACAUGGGAAGUCAAAAUCACUGUCCACUUGCAACUGCUCGCUUCCUGCAGGACGGGGCAGCUGCGACGUUCCUGCAGUGACAUCCUUUCUGAAUUCAUUAAACACCGGGAAACUUUGUCAAGUGCAAGAAAUGGAGAUACUCACUUUUACAUUGUCAGCCUGGCUACUAUUGUUCAUCGAGCGGAGCACAUUUACCAGGGCGAUGAUGAGUGACGUUGGAGACUAUGUAGGUACAGACAUUGAAAUAUCCUGGUUACCUAAUCUGGAUGAGUUAAUGAAGGGUUACGCACGAAAUUUUCGCCCUGGGAUAGGAGGCCCCCCUGUGAAUGUAGCAAUGGCUAUUGAAGUAGCCAGCAUCGAUCACAUCUCAGAAGCUAACAUGGACUACACCAUGACCGUGUUCCUACGUCAGAGCUGGAGGGACGACCGCUUGUCGUACAACCACACCAACAAGACACUGGGCCUGGACAGCCGCUUCGUGGACAAACUCUGGCUGCCAGACACCUUCAUCGUCAACGCCAAGUCGGCCUGGUUCCAUGACGUCACCGUGGAGAACAAGCUGAUCCGCUUGCAGCCGGACGGAGUCAUCCUCUACAGCAGCCGGAUCACGUCCACGGUGGCGUGUGACAUGGAUCUUACCAAAUACCCCAUGGACGAGCAGGAGUGCAUGCUGGACCUGGAGAGCUAUGGCUACUCCUCGGAGGAUAUUGUUUACCACUGGUCCGAGAGCCAGGCACAGAUACACGGCCUGGACAAGCUGGAGCUGUCGCAGUUCACCAUCACAGACUACAGAUUUGUCACGGAGAUGCUGAACUUCAAAUCCGCUGGCCGCUUCCCGCGGCUCAGCCUGCGCUUUGAACUGAGACGGAACCGGGGAGUCUACAUCAUCCAGUCCUACAUGCCCUCCAUUCUAUUGGUGGCAAUGUCCUGGGUGUCCUUCUGGAUCAGCCAAUCAGCAGUGCCUGCGAGGGUAUCGCUAGGUAUCACCACAGUGCUCACCAUGACGACCCUGAUGGUCAGCGCCCGGUCCUCCCUCCCCCGAGCCUCCGCCAUCAAAGCCCUGGACGUGUACUUCUGGAUCUGCUACGUGUUCGUGUUCGCCGCCCUGGUGGAGUACGCCUUCGCCCACUACAACGCCGACUACAACCGCAAGCAGAGAGCCAAGAUCAAGGCCAGCAAGCUCAGCUCGGAGUCCAUCGUGAAGAACGGGAAGCAGGCCAUGGUGAUGUUCUCGCUGUCGGUGGCGGGCAUGAACCAGGGCCUCAUGGUGUCCAACCGGCAGACGCGGGCUCAGCGGGCCGCCCAGGCGCCGGGCGGGUCCGAGGAGGUGGAGAACGGGAAGACCAAGGCCCGGACCGCGGAGGGGUCGGAGGAGAAGAAGGGCGGCCGGAAGUCCGUCUGCAAGCCCAUCGACGCCGACACCAUCGACAUCUACGCCCGCGCCGUGUUCCCGGCCGCCUUCGCGGCGGUGAACGUCAUCUACUGGGUGGCGUACACCAUGUGACUGCGCAGGCAGCCGCGGGAAAAUGCGCCUUUUUACAGUGACAAACUGGACCGACUGUGGCAGUUUAAUUCAGUGACUUUUAUACAGGGAACUGUCCUCCCCCUGCAUUCCAAAUGGAAACUUUUGCAAUGUAUUGAUUUUAAAAAGCCUCUGAAGGGAAGGACUAGUCCCUUCUGGGCUCGAAAGCAUAUGCAAUCUAUGUAUAUAUGCCAUGUACUGACUGGGGGAAAACGUGUGCACGGGAAUGUGAAUGAACCCUCGAUUCUCAUUGGGCAGCCUGGGUCACCUGACCCCUGCGACGCUUGCAUCGCCUCACCUCAUCUCACCUUAUGUCGGUUGCCGGAAAGAUUGCCUUUGCUGUUUCUACGGCGAUACUGGCAGUCUGUCUCCCUACCAUGUUAACGGAUGGGGAAGGCUCACUGAAUGAAAAAACAGGGUUUAUUUAGCAUUUUUAACAUUGUUCUUUAUAUUUCAAGAUUUAAGACAGAUACGUUAAAAACAUGCAGGUACAACAAAAGUUGUGCUGCCAAAUGCCGAAUGAUCAAAAUAAUGUAUGUUAGUCUGCAUGGCUGUUAACCCUCCUAGUUCUAUCAUCCAAAUGCACAACCCCCCUCCCCCCCUUGUUUUUUCUCUUUGAACUCCCCCGCCUUUUCUGUUCACUUUAUUUUGAUUUUAUACGUGCGGCUUCUUAUCACUUCCGACCAGUCCUGCCUGUCUCUAGAUUAUUAAAAGCAGUUCCCUCAAUA
Molecule: messenger RNA, 2299 nt
Organism: Conger conger (European conger)
Lineage: Eukaryota; Metazoa; Chordata; Actinopteri; Anguilliformes; Congridae
Gene: gabrd
Product: gamma-aminobutyric acid type A receptor subunit delta
Exons: 9
Coding region: 180-1553 (457 amino acids)
Biological process (GO): signal transduction; chemical synaptic transmission; nervous system process
Cellular component (GO): GABA-A receptor complex; synapse; neuron projection
Molecular function (GO): neurotransmitter receptor activity; GABA-A receptor activity; extracellular ligand-gated monoatomic ion channel activity
Source: RefSeq, a predicted model, not a curated record